Messenger RNA from Saccostrea cuccullata (small rock oyster), 705 nucleotides. RefSeq lists its product as uncharacterized. The transcript is spliced from 5 exons. The coding region runs from base 1 to 705 and encodes 234 amino acids. The record is from RefSeq and is a predicted model, not a curated record. Lineage: Eukaryota; Metazoa; Mollusca; Bivalvia; Ostreida; Ostreidae.
AUGGCUGACCUUGAUGCCCCAGCUGAGGACAUCUCGAGUGAGGAUGGAGACCCAUUUGAGGAGAGGUUUCGAUUGCUGCGUGAGGAAGUGCAGGCACUCAGAUCUUUCGGACUAGAGCUCCAGGAGGAGCUGCGGCUAAUGGAUGAGGAGAGUGAGGAAGAGGAGGCCCCUCUCAUGUUCUCUGAGGAGCCUAGGAAGCAUGUUUGGCUUCAGUCCCCUGCAGCCUGCCCCCCUGAGAUCUCUCUCCCGGACCCCGAGGCGGAGUUUAGGGCAAUGCACCAGACAGACAGAGAAGAUGAGAGAUGUGAUGCACCCUGUGAUCCUGACCCUCUGCCCCCAGCCCAGCCCCCAGUGGUCUUCUUCCCAGACAUUGAGCCAACCCUGCCAUGGCGACAGAGCUCUGUCCAGCAGCCUACCAUAUCUGAUGAUUCUGAUGAUGGAAGACUCCAGGAGCCCGACGAGUGCCGGCUGGAAGGUGAAGGUAUGGAGUACAGGCUUACAGAGUCGCCUUCACCACUGUCUCCAGUGGUGUGUUUCCAGGAAGUCUCACCCACACUGAACUGGAUUCAGACCUCUAGGGAGGAACGAUCCACCAUUCAGGAGGGGAGGCUUCGUGGAAAUGAAGAACUCUACCUCUCAGGAGGAAUGUUUCAGCCCUCUGAAAGGGGGGCAUCAUGGAGAGGAGGAACUUCAGCCUUUAGCUGA